Molecule: messenger RNA, 3046 nt
Organism: Microplitis mediator
Lineage: Eukaryota; Metazoa; Arthropoda; Insecta; Hymenoptera; Braconidae
Product: facilitated trehalose transporter Tret1-like
Exons: 7
Coding region: 1534-3003 (489 amino acids)
Biological process (GO): transmembrane transport; carbohydrate transport
Cellular component (GO): membrane
Molecular function (GO): sugar transmembrane transporter activity
Source: RefSeq, a predicted model, not a curated record
GAUCGUGGUGAUCAGUUAAAAGUAAAGAAGAACCACGAUUUCUGCUUUACUGAUGUAAGAGUUCAGCUUUACUAACUAUGGAUUAUUUAAUUUGAAAUAAAAUACUGCCCUGGUACCCAAAUCAGUUGAGAUCAACUAACAGUCAAAUUGAAGCAGAUAUCUCACGUGUACGUGAGAUUAAAAAUUGAAAUGAAACAUUUGACAUCUCAAUGAUGUCUAGUACACAUGAAAAACUCGAUAUAAAAUAGCAACUUUAAUUCUACGUCAGCUUGUGUGUGGUUUUGCGUAUAAGAGAGCUAAAAAGUUGAACUGAAUUUUUUUAUAUAUACUGUACGUCAUCGAGAUGUCAAAAGUUUCAUUUCAAUUUCUGAGCUGAAACUCGGGUUUCCUGGGUAGCUAGCCUGGCAGCCAAGUUGGCAGCAAGUUAUCGACAACCUACUGCAGCAACUAGUCGCCAAUUUAGCCGCAAAAAUUGUCAUUUCCAUAAGUUAACAGCAACUGGUCGCAAACUUUUUGAGAAAGUUGGUGACAAAAAUUGGCAUUCCAUUAGUUGACGGAAAGUUGCCUUCAAUUUUCUCAGAACGUUGGUAACAACUUGCAGUCAACAACUACAAAAGCUGAAAGUUGUCGUCAAUUUGAUCGUAACUAAUUGACGACAACUUUUUGAUCAGAAAUUCUCGCUAUCAAUGUAUUUUGAUCACAAGUUGACGGAAAUCUAAAACCGAAAUAAGAUGUCAAGUUGACUGCAAAAACUUGAUGGUGCAAAUAUCUGAGGAUUACACGUUAUCUUUUAACUACACGUAGUUAGAGAUGAGCACUAGUCUCGUGACGAGUAAUUUUACCCACUUUUGACCGUCACAAACUACUGCGAUCUAGCAGAAUACAUUUGAAUUUAAACUAAUAAUAUGUUUUGGAGGGAAACGCGCAGGUACUCUUUGUACUUAGCUUUGUAAUAAAUCGCAUACUCUUACAAUUAUUAUUUUUUAUUGAUUUAAAUACAUAUGUGCGUGUAAUCAUAAUUGAAUCCAUUGUUUAUUCUAAAUUACGAUCGUAGCCGAAUGCUUUAUUGCUAGCUAAACCAAGGCAUAGGUCGGUUAGCAAAUUUAAUCAGCUUUAAUUUGCAUUUUUUUUUAAAUUCGUAAGACAACUGGUCGCUGAGAUAUCAGCCUUCAAACGAAAAAUUUUUGCUCCAAAAAAAUUCUUGUCUUCAAUUUAUGAAUCCAAAAAAUUUCUUAGGGCAAAAAAUCCUUUUUUUGUAUGACAAUCAAUAGAUCGAUUCUGAUUAAAUGCAAAACAACCUCGUCAUCAAGUGUAAAUUCGAUAAUGUAAAAAUGCGGCGGAGCAAUCGAAAGGUUAUUUAUCAGAUAAUACUUAUUAAUGAUAUUUAUAUGACAACUAAAUGUGUGCCAGUGGUUUCAUUUGGAUUAUUUUUCGUCCGUGGUAUCUCAUCGUUAAUUAAUUCCAUGGCAUCCAUACAGUUUUUGUGUGUCAAUUCGUGAUUUCUUCUUUACCCUGAACAAUAAUAAUUCCACAAUGAGUAACUUCGUCGAACAAAGCUAUGGAGAUAAAAAAAAAUCCCUCGCUAACAGCAAUAAAGUCAAGAUAAUUAACUUGGAAAAAGGUUCCAAGGCACCACAAUUUAUUGCAGCUAUUGCUGCGAACAUUUGUGUGAUGGCUGGUGGCGCGAUGGUUGUCUGGUCAAAUCCAAUUCUUUUGAUGCUUGGAGAAGAUCCAGUGAAUAAAGAAAAUCCUCUGGGUCGGCCUGUCAGCGCAGAAGAAGAAUCUUGGAUUGGAUCACUGAAUGCGGUGGGUUCAAUGAUCGGAAGUCUUUUUCCAGGAUAUUUUGCUGAAAGAUUUGGAAGACGUACAAUAUUAUUGGCCAGCGUCAUACCGUCAAUGUUAAGUUGGACACUGAUAGGCAUAGGAAGAAGUAUACAAGUGCUGUACAUGGCAAGAUUCAUUUCAGGUGUAGCCGUCGCUAUUGGAUUCGCUGUGAUUCCAAUGUACUCUGGUGAAAUUGCAGAGACUUCAAUUCGCGGGAUGCUUGGAUCACUAUUUCAAGUAUCUGUUACCCUAGGUCAAUUAUGGGCUUUUAUCAUUGGUCCGUACGUUUCAUACACAACUUUUUGGAUCUCUUGUGCUGCACUACCGAUUGCCUUCUUCGUUCUCUUCUUACCCAUGCCAGAGUCCCCGCACUACCUGGCAGCAAAAGGUCGGACAGAGGACGUGAUCAAAGUGCUGGCAAGAUUACGCGGGAAGAGUGAAGAUGCUGUUAGAUGCGAAGCGAGUGAAAUUGAGGCGUAUGUUCAAAAAUCGUACUAUCAAAAAGCGACGAUCAUGGACUUGUUUAAGGUCAAGGCAAACUUUAAAGCUUUGAUUAUAACAUGCGUACUGGUGACUUUUCAACAGAUGAGUGGCAUCAUUGUCGUUCUUCUUUACUCAGAACUUAUACUUGCGAGUGCGGGAGACAGCGGCAUCAGCUCGGCGCUUGAAACUAUUAUUGUAGGACUGGUCAAGCUUGUCAGUACCUGUGCUAAUCCACUGGUCGUUGAUCGACUUGGACGUAAUAUACUGCUGAUUAUAUCUGGCAUAGGCACUAGUUUAAGUCUCGGAGCACUUGGAAUCUUCUUUUACCUCAAGGACGCAAUUAGAUGUGAUGUCAGCGGUAUUGGUUGGCUGCCAAUAUGUUCAUUAAUUAUGUACAUGGCGACCUACAGCGUUGGAUUAGGUCCCCUUCCUUGGACAAUUAUGGGGGAAAUCUUCGCUCCGGAAGUUAAGUCCAGAGCAACAGCGAUAACUGUUUUUCUUAGUUGUUUUUUAGCAUUUGUUAUCAGUAAAUAUUUUAUAAAUAUCGCAACGUCAUUUGGUCAAUACACUGCCUUUAUGUUCUUCAGUUUUUUUUGUAUUCUAAGUGUCUUGUUUACUGUGUUCGUGAUGCCCGAAACAAAAGGAAAAUCACUGCAAGAAAUUCAAGACGAACUUGCCGGAAAAUCUCGUAAAUAAAUAAUUGUUUUUAAAACUAUGUUUCAAAAGUAAUAAGCUAAAA